GUGUGACACGCGACGAACGACAGACAUUUUCGAUUAUCAUACACAUUAAGUAAGAUCACUCUGGUUGCUGGCAUUUUUUUUGUGUGCGAUUUUGUUCACGUUUUUCAUUUCAAUCGAAAUUAAGUAGCCAAAAAGUUCGCAAAGUAAGCAUUUAAGAGUGCGUAUAAGACAUAAACGACUAUAAGAUAGCGAAAUAGAAAGCCGAGAUAUUCUUUGCAAAAGCUAGAAAAACACUCAAUCAAACGAGAAACAAUUUAUUUUUCCAGUCGAUUUAUUUGUUUAUCGUAUGUCCAUCCAAAAUUUAACAACUUUUGACCCAUUUGCUGAUGCAACAAAGGGUGCUGAUGACAGCGUACAAGACGGCCUCGUGCACAUUCGAAUUCAACAGCGAAGUGGUCGCAAGACAUUAACAACGGUACAAGGUCUAUCAUCCGAAUAUGAUUUGAAGAAAAUUGUACGUGCCUGUAAAAAGGAAUUUGCAUGCAAUGGCACAGUGAUUGAGCAUCCGGAAUAUGGUGAAGUGUUGCAACUGCAAGGUGAUCAACGUGAAAACAUAUGUCAAUGGCUUACUAAAGCUGGUUUAGCCAAAUCAGAUCAACUGAAAGUGCAUGGUUUCUAAGUUGCGGCUACACAAACACUCCACCAUCUCCUUUGCUCUUAUCAUCAAUAACAACAACACCAUCAACACAAAAAAAAAAAACAAUUUAAAUAUCAAUUCUAUUAAAUUCUCUUCCCUUUUUUUGUAUAUGCUGCGUGCUCGUGUUGACAAUGAGCCGCUCAUGACUUUAGAACAUUUUUCUUUUCUUAUGAAUUUCGUUGUUUCUCCCGGAGCUCUAUUCUUCAUGUACAUUAUUAUUAUAAAAUCGUUCACAACAAUAACAUAAUAAUAAAUAACAUAGCCAAAUGAACAAAUGUA
Contarinia nasturtii (swede midge) is the source of this 916-nucleotide messenger RNA. It is a transcript of the gene eIF1, whose product is annotated as eukaryotic translation initiation factor eIF1. Gene Ontology annotation, cellular component: eukaryotic 43S preinitiation complex. The coding region runs from base 287 to 619 and encodes 110 amino acids. Gene Ontology annotation, biological process: translational initiation. Lineage: Eukaryota; Metazoa; Arthropoda; Insecta; Diptera; Cecidomyiidae. The transcript has 2 exons. Gene Ontology annotation, molecular function: RNA binding; translation initiation factor activity; ribosomal small subunit binding. The record is from RefSeq and is a predicted model, not a curated record.